Molecule: messenger RNA, 1488 nt
Organism: Peronospora matthiolae
Lineage: Eukaryota; Oomycota; Peronosporomycetes; Peronosporales; Peronosporaceae
Source: the annotation of a GenBank genome assembly
AUGGACGCCGUCGUGUCCUGCGCCAAGGCCACCACCGCGCCAACGCUCUUCCGCCGCAAUCGCAUUCGAAUCAAGGAGCUCCUGCGCAGUGGCUUGGAGCUCGAAGGCAAGACCGUCACCGUCAAGGGCUGGGCCAAGACCUUGCGAGAAGCUGGAGCAGGCGCCUUUGCCUUCCUCGAAUUGAACGAUGGCUCGUGCUUUGCUGGCGUCCAGUGCGUGAUCAACAAAGAAGAGACGACGGGGUUUGCUGCUGCCAUGACUUCCGGAGGCGUGGGGGCCAGUUUCAGUGUCAACGGCGUCGUCGUCAAGUCACCAGCCAAAGGUCAAGAAGUGGAGCUCAAGGCGCUUGACGUGACACUGUACGGGGGUAUCCCUGACAGUGCCACGUACCCCAUGAGCAAGAAACGUCAUACCCUCGAGCACUUGCGAGCUCACGCUCAUUUGCGUCCACGCUCGAACAUCCACGGCGCAGCAAUGCGCGUCCGCAAUGCAAUGGCGUUUGCCACGCACGAGUUCUUUAACCACCGCGGCUUUUUGUACAUCCACACGCCCAUAAUUACCGAGUCGGACUGUGAGGGAGCAGGCGAGAUGUUCAGUGUGACGACCAUGUUGAGUCAGCACCCGGAUGGGAAGCUCCCAGUGACAAAACAGAACGCGAUUGACUACUCGAAGGACUUUUUCGACCGGCCGUCGUACCUCAGUGUAUCGGGCCAAUUGAAUGUCGAGACGCACAGCUGCGCGCUCUCGGACGUGUACACGUUUGGCCCGACGUUCCGUGCCGAGAAUUCCAACACUUCUCGCCACCUUGCCGAGUUUUGGAUGAUUGAGCCGGAGAUUGCGUUUGCAGACUUGAAAGACGACAUGGACUUGGCGGAAGACUACCUGAAACACUGUGUGCAGUACGCACUGGACCAUUGCAGUGAAGAUUUGGAGUUCUUUAACAAGAACGUGGAGAAGGGAUUGCUCGAGCGACUAGCUUCUACUGUUGACUCGCCGUUUGUGCGGAUCUCGUACACGGACGCUGUGGAGCUGUUACUGAAGCCAGAGCAUCAGACAAAAGGCAAGUUCUCGGUCAAGCCGGUCUGGGGCACAGAUUUUGGCUCGGAGCACGAACGCUAUUUGACUGAAGUCGUGUACAAGAAGCCGGUCGUGAUUUAUGACUACCCGAAGGAGUUCAAGAGCUUUUACAUGCGUCUGAACGACGAUGGCAAGACUGUUGCUGCUGCUGACGUGCUCGUGCCCAACGUCGGUGAAAUCAUUGGCGGAUCGGCCCGUGAAGAGCGUCUCGAUGUGCUUGAAGCUCGUAUGCGGGAGUCUGGGGCCAACCCCGAGGAUUACAAGUGGUACCUGGAGCUCCGCAAAUACGGCUCCGUCCCGCACGCUGGCUUCGGUCUCGGCUUUGAACGCCUCAUACGUUACGUGACUGGCAUUGAGAACAUUCGUGACGUGAUUCCAUUCCCACGAUGGCCGGGCAAUGCCUCCUUCUAA